AUGGGCAAGGGCAAGAAAGAGCCCGAUGCUACCGCCGGUCGCAGUGCUGCUGGGGGUGCAAAGAAGGCAACGUCUACAGCAGCGAAUGGACUGAACCUAGCCUCCCCGCCCGGGUCGAGAACACCACCGAGCAUGCCCUCCAAAAAGACCCUGUUCUAUCCAGACCUGCAGGGCAGCCGACAGAAAAGUCGCAAUAGCUCCGAGCCCAUUGAUCCCAAUGCGCUAGCUAAGGCCUUGAAAGAAUAUGAGGAUGCUGGCAACCCGCGCGAAAGAACGCCUGGAACAAGUCCGAGUCGAAAAAGACAAAGAGUGUAUGGUGAUAGAUUCAUCCCAAACCGGGACGGACAGGAUCUUCAAGCGACCUAUAGUCUGCUUCAUGAAGACGGUUGUCCUUCGACUCCGUCUAAAUCGAAGCGUCGAACCCCGCAUUCAGAACUCCAUUUCCAGAAGACCGAAGAAGCAAAUCGAAUGUAUUCGCGGGUUUUGCGCAGCGAAUUGUUCGGAAAUACCGUGCCGCAGGCGGAACUCGACUCGCUAUCGCCGGAUCCAUUACUAGGACUCGGCAGCGGCAUCCUUGACAAAACUCGUUCUCACACUCCUCCCUCACACGUCGUGUCGAAUAAACCUCCUGCUAGCAUCACCCCCUCCACGCCGCACAAAAACCUCUUUAACUACGCCUCCCCUCGCACUGGCUCCGCCCAUCCCACACCCUCGAAGACGCCUCGCAGCCAACAUGGGCCGAAUCUCAACGUCCGAUCCGAACUCUACAGCCUCUCUCCCAUUCGCUAUGAUAGUCAGCGCAUUCUCGAAACUCCUCGCAAGCAACCGCGCUACGUGAACAAAGUCCCGUAUAAGGUGCUAGAUGCGCCUGACUUGCAAGAUGAUUUCUAUCUCAACCUGGUGGACUGGGGCAGUAGUAACGUUCUGGGAGUGGGACUGGGCAACUCAGUUUACAUGUGGAACUCUCAGUCCGGGCGAGUCACUAAGCUCUGCGAAUUGAAGGACGACACAGUCACUAGCGUUAGCUGGAUUCAAAGGGGAACACACCUUUCAAUCGGAACCGGAAAAGGUCUUGUACAGAUUUGGGAUGCGGAACGUUGCCGACGACUUCGAACAAUGGUUGGACAUACUAAUCGUGUGGGGGCGCUCGCAUGGAACGACCAUAUCCUCACGUCCGGAUCCCGAGAUCGGUUGAUUUUCCAUCGUGAUGUCCGUUCUCCAGAUCAAUACCUGCGUCGGCUGUCCGGUCACAAGCAAGAGGUCUGCGGGUUGAGAUGGAACACAGAAGACGGUCAAUUAGCUUCGGGUGGUAAUGAUAACAAACUGAUGGUGUGGGACAAGUUGAACGAAACGCCUCUUUAUCGUUUCUCUGACCACACCGCUGCCGUCAAGGCCAUAACCUGGUCACCCCACCAGCACCAUCUGCUUGCGUCGGGUGGUGGAACGGCCGAUAGAACGAUCAAAUUCUGGAACACAUCAACCGGCUCCAUGAUCAAAGAGGUCGACACCGGCAGCCAGGUCUGCAACUUGGCCUGGUCGAAGAACUCCGAUGAGAUCAUCAGCACUCAUGGUUACAGCCAGAACCAGAUCGUCAUUUGGAAGUAUCCGCGCAUGGAGCAGGUUGUUUCGCUGACCGGCCACACCUUCCGUGUUCUUUACUUAGCCAUGAGCCCUGACGGCCAAACGGUAGUCACGGGAGCUGGAGACGAGACUUUGAGAUUCUGGAAGAUAUUCAAUCGACGACCUGGACGAAAUCAGGAACGCGAGGGCAGCAAAUUGGCCGAAUGGGGAACCAUCCGGUAG
Messenger RNA from Aspergillus melleus, 1803 nucleotides. RefSeq names its product WD40 repeat domain-containing protein (gene CDH1). Gene Ontology annotation, biological process: positive regulation of ubiquitin protein ligase activity; anaphase-promoting complex-dependent catabolic process; positive regulation of anaphase-promoting complex-dependent catabolic process. Gene Ontology annotation, molecular function: ubiquitin ligase activator activity; protein binding; anaphase-promoting complex binding. The transcript is spliced from 4 exons. The coding region runs from base 1 to 1803 and encodes 600 amino acids. Gene Ontology annotation, cellular component: anaphase-promoting complex. NCBI's taxonomy places the organism in Eukaryota, Fungi, Ascomycota, Eurotiomycetes, Eurotiales, Aspergillaceae. The record is from RefSeq and is a predicted model, not a curated record.